AACCAGAUUUCAAUUUCAUAUCAUAUCCAAAUCCCAUUCUGUUUUCAAAUUUCGCAUACUGAUCACAGAAGAAGACAACAAAUUACAACUCCAUCGGUGCCACCAAAGCAACGGAAACAACAACAACUCUUCCGACCCCACCUCCACAUUUUCGACUCUACCCCCUCCCUCACUCAACCACCAGUAGACAGACGCACACUCCGUUUCAGAUCGGCUGUAUUCUGUAACCAAAAUGCAAGCAAUAAACCUUGGUGCCACUGGUUUUCAUCUACAAAACCGUGCUAGGGUUUUCUCGUCCGCCAGUCAGUUUAAGACCAAAAACGGCACCGUUUGCGUGAUCGGGACCGGUAGGGAUGAUAGUUUCGGAUCGCGACUCCGUUCCGGUGCCGGUUCCGGCGUCGGAAGUGUGAUUCGUUCAUCUGUGAAGCAUAGAUCAGUCAAAGCUCAAGCGUCUGACGGAGAUGUUACGCCUGUCAAGAGCCAAUCAAGCGGAUCGGUUUUACCUUAUGUUGGUGUUGCUAGUCUGGGAGCCAUAUUGUUCGGAUAUCAUCUAGGUGUGGUCAAUGGUGCACUUGAGUAUCUUGCAAAAGAUCUUGGCAUUGCUGAUAAUGCAGUUCUACAAGGAUGGAUCGUUAGCACGCUUCUCGCUGGUGCCACUGUCGGGUCCUUUACAGGCGGGUCUCUUGCUGACCAAUUCGGAAGAACAAAAACUUUUCUACUCGAUGCAAUUCCUCUUACAGUCGGUGCAUUUUUCUGUGCAACGGCUACAAAUGUACAGACCAUGAUAAUCGGCCGCUUGCUUGCUGGCAUCGGAAUCGGCAUAUCAUCUGCUAUUGUCCCUCUAUACAUAUCCGAGAUAUCACCGACUGAAAUUCGUGGCACGCUUGGAUCUAUCAACCAACUGUUUAUCUGCAUCGGAAUCCUUGCAGCUUUGGUGGCGGGAUUACCCUUAGCCGCCAACCCCUUAUGGUGGAGAACGAUGUUUGCAAUCGCAGCAGUCCCGUCUGUACUGUUGGCGUUAGGAAUGGCGAUCUCUCCGGAAUCUCCCCGUUGGCUUGUUCAGCAAAAGAAAAUUGACCAAGCUGAGAAAGCGAUAAAAACGUUAUAUGGUGACGGAAAAGUUGUAGAGGUUAUGGCUGACUUAAGUGCGUCUGGUCAAGGUUCAGAAGAACAAGAUGCUGGUUGGUUUGAUCUUUUCAGCGCCCGAUAUUUCAAAGUUGUGAGUGUUGGUGCAGCCCUUUUCUUGUUCCAACAGUUGGCUGGAAUAAACGCUGUGGUGUACUAUUCAACCUCUGUGUUCCGCACCGCAGGAGUUGCAUCUGAUGUGGCAGCCAGUGCUCUUGUUGGGGCUGCAAAUGUUUUCGGCACAAUGAUCGCGUCAUCUUUGAUGGAUAAACAAGGACGGAAAAGUCUUCUGAUCACAAGCUUUUCUGGAAUGGCUAUUUCAAUGCUGCUGCUCUCGUUGUCCUUCACAUGGAAAGUUUUGGCACCGUAUUCUGGACCACUUGCUGUUAUCGGGACUGUUUUGUACGUGCUGUCAUUCUCUCUUGGUGCGGGCCCGGUCCCUGCUCUUUUACUACCCGAGAUUUUCGCCUCUCGAAUCAGAGCAAAGGCAGUUGCUUUGUCACUUGGAAUGCAUUGGAUAUCAAACUUCGUGAUCGGCUUGUAUUUCUUGAGUGUGGUAACUAAAUUCGGCAUAAGCAAAGUGUACUUGGGAUUCGCAUCCAUCUGUCUUCUUGCUGUUCUGUACAUAGGCGGUAAUGUUGUUGAAACAAAGGGGCGAUCAUUGGAGGAUAUCGAGCGUGAACUUAGCCCGGCUACCUGAGGACAAUCGCAUUUUAGGGGUUGAUUAUGGUGGGAAUAAUAAGGUAUAGUUUUCGCGGCUCGUUAAUGUUGAUGCAGGCUAUAGUUCUACCUUUCAACUCGUUUCGUUUUCUUGUUUGUGUUCUAGAAACCAACCCGCAUUGUAAAUUUAUGGGUAUUUUCUUUUUGAUAAAAACUUGGGUUUUCAGUAUUUU
Molecule: messenger RNA, 2018 nt
Organism: Helianthus annuus (common sunflower)
Lineage: Eukaryota; Viridiplantae; Streptophyta; Magnoliopsida; Asterales; Asteraceae
Product: plastidic glucose transporter 4
Exons: 14
Coding region: 233-1825 (530 amino acids)
Biological process (GO): transmembrane transport; carbohydrate transport
Cellular component (GO): membrane
Molecular function (GO): carbohydrate:proton symporter activity
Source: RefSeq, a predicted model, not a curated record